Messenger RNA from Fonsecaea erecta, 2382 nucleotides. RefSeq lists its product as hypothetical. Bases 1 to 2382 code for a protein of 793 amino acids. The transcript has 5 exons. The record is from RefSeq and is a predicted model, not a curated record. Gene Ontology annotation, molecular function: DNA binding; zinc ion binding. Gene Ontology annotation, biological process: DNA-templated transcription. Lineage: Eukaryota; Fungi; Ascomycota; Eurotiomycetes; Chaetothyriales; Herpotrichiellaceae.
AUGGCCACAGCAACCCCAGCCGCUUCCAAGAGCAAAGCGCCGAUCGCGCGUUCAAUCAGCCUGUCAGAGAUGCCGAAGACAGAAAUUGAAGUGUUCAGAUACAGCCGCAAGAAGUGGCCAAGUCUGUCCUCGCCGGAUCCAGACAAUGGCAAGGUCGAGAAGCAGCCUGGCCCAAACCCUCCAGCAUCGCUGCACGCCACGACCAGUGCCUCCCCGCAGUCACGGUUCAGCCAUGGCGAAGACCGAGAGAAUAGCUCGACACCCGGUCAACAAACGAAUAGUCCCGCGAAAGUGAAGGCGCCCGUGAGCCUGGACCGACUUUCAGCGACGGAUCCCGAAGCCUACAACCAGAGGAUCUCGUCUGCGGGACUGACACAGGAGAUCAUUGACAACUUCAGCCCUGAGAUCAUUCUUGAGAGUUCUACCUCUGCACUUCCUGGUGGCGUAGGUAGUUCUCAAGGGGAGUUAGGAACAUGUCAGGAUGACAUUACCAUGGAACAGCUCCUGGGCCUCGAAUUACCUUCCAAACGGGUGACGGACUAUUUCCUCAACAACUACCUCGACGCUGUUCAUUGGUUCAUGAUGAUUUUCCACGAGCCAACUUUCCGAUCCUCCUACGAGAGGCUGAUGGCAUCGAGGAGAUUUCCGCGGACCAAGUCAAACCAGGUGAUCUUCAUCCUGUUGGUCCUGUCCAUGGGCGCACAUUAUGCCUCGGACGAGGAUGUACGACAGAAGUUUCCUACCUUCCAAUUGGAAACAUUCCGAAAGCUAUCCCUCAAGAAGGUCGAAGACAGCAUGCACUCUGUGUACGAUGCGGCGGAACUCGAGUCUGUCCAAGUGUGUACUCUUCUCGCCUCGUAUUAUGUCUACUACGGUCGCCCCAACCUUGCAUUUGUGGUGCUGGGUGCUGGAAUGAGAUGUGCACAACUCAUGCUGCUCCAUAGAGAGUCGGCCUGGCGAGGGUUGUCAGAAAUUGCGAAAGAGGAGCGCAGACGGGUCUUCUGGGCUCUGUUCAUCUUUGAUCGGUUUGCAGCUACAAUAUUUGGCCGGCCCUGUGGGAUUCCAAUUGGCGAAAUUGACAUCAAGAUCCCAGAGAAUAUCGGCGACACCACUGUGCAACACCCGUCAUUCCGGUCAACCGCGACCAUGCCGGACGGCACCGUGGAACCGGUCACCACGUUUGCCUACCUCAAGUACAAGAUCAAGUUGUACCAGAUAUCUUCGCCUAUCAUCGGCGACUUAUAUUUUCAUCGAAGUUCGAGUGUAUCCGAAUUGGCGCUCAAAGUCUAUCGAAUCAACAAAGAACUGUCCACCUUCUUCGCCUCUCUGCCGCCGGAGCUGAAGUUGGAAGACCUAUGUCGGAACAAUGCAGAACCCCUGACGGCCAACACCAGACCCUUUUUCCUCCAAGCACUGGCCCUUCAAAUUGCAUACGACAAUGUCCAGAUCCUUCUACACCGACCGUUAUUGUCUCAAGAUCUGCGAAACUUCAAGUCAGACGCAGCGACGUCCGGCUCCCAACGUUCGAGGUACUCCUCCGGGCAGAUCGACUUUGGCAGCGAUGUCAAACUGUCGCAUCGUCAUGUACAUGAGAUCCUGCUUGCCAGCAGAGAUAACUGUUGGGAAUCUGCCAUCCGGUCUUCGAAACUUGGCGAGUACCGCCAGUGCUUGAUUUCAGCACGGGAUAGUCACGCCGCAGCAUUUCUCGGCAUCAAUCUUUUCACGGCUGGCAUGGUCCUGUGCGUCGUGGCCCUCUCACGGCCGCUGUCGUCGGAGGCGCAAAUGGCCAAACAGGCCGUUGCUCGGAUCAUGUCCCUCUCGCGGUUCUUGUCGGGAAGAGCCCUCCUCUCUGCGCAGACAUCAAAGAUUCUCAAGGAUCUCAUUCGGCUAAUUGGGGAAAGAGAAAUCAAAGCGAUGCUUUCGGGAUCGGACACCUCUCAAAGCAUGGCAAGUUUAUCCGGGAUAAGACCUAGAGAAGCUGCAGGCUCCUCCAAUGCAACUCCUGGUCCUGCCUUUGGGGAUCCGGAAUACCCUGAUGAAGUCGCCGCAAAUCCAACUACGACACGGAUCGAUGACGGAUCCGUUCCCGUGACGAUAGAUCAAUUUGAGACAACCAUGGACGAUUUUGACUUUUCUGGCUUCGAGAAUAUAGAUUUCAACAAUGGUUUACUGAUCAUGCAGCAAGCAAUGUUCCCGGAAGUACCUGCGCCAGAUCCAGAGAGACCGAAUGAUGACAGAACAAACCAGAACGUGGCCCAAUACGGCGCAGACAAUUCUUAUAUCAACCAAACGGCGGGGAAUGAUGUGGGUCUCUUAGGUGCAGACCUCAACAUGAUGAAUACCGUUGGGCAGACCUGGCUUUGGGACUCUGUUGCAUGGUGA